AUGGCGUCGAGGGUUGAUCCAAAGGAGGCACUGCCUCCUGACGCGGCUGUCCCAGAGGCCGCAGAGAAGCAGACGCUUUCAAGGAAGCCGAUGCAGAGAACAAGUUCCACUAUGGGGCUCCCGGGUCAGCCAGCUCGUGUCACGUCCAGCUCAUCUCAAGCUGCAGAGCCUCCAGCUCCCCAGGUCAUGGAACAGGACAAGCCCAUGCGAUACAUGCCAAAGGCCUACAGCGAGAUGGUGCCCAUGACCCGGACUUCUUCGUUUGAGGGCCCUGGACCAGUCCGAGCAAACUCGGAUGGUAUCGUGCCGUUCCUCCGGAUGGUGCCGGACAGCACUGUGAUAGAGGAUGACGAAGUCUUCUUCGUCCCGAAGUGCUUCUCGGAGGUGCAGAUGCCAGCGUCACGCCUCUCGUUCCACCAACCCGCUCCGUCGAACUCCGAUGGGCUGUUGGCCAACCGCGAAUUCAUGCGCGCAGUGGAUGCCGCCAGAGAGCGUGCGGCACAGCAAAGAGCGGAGGCCGAGCGCCUGCCGGGAGGUGUCAAGAAGCAGGGGCAGGUAUGCCUCGCAACCAUCAACAAGGAGAAGAUGUACGAAGGCAAGAUUGUCAAGGCCUUCAAACUAGGUCUUCUCUUGGACAUCAAUGCAGAUGUCUUGGGCUUGCUUCGCUGGAAGCAUGUCCGGGGAGUGCCAAGGAAACUCCUCAAGGAGGGCGGCCACCUGGCUAACCUUCGAGUGGACAAGGUCGGAGAUGCGAGAUUGACCUUGCGCCUGGAGUGCAUUGGCCAUGAAGGUCAGACUUUCGAGGAGGAGGACUACCCGGAUGUAGUCGCCCGCGUCUACGAGUGGGCAAUGGAGCCAAAGAUGCUCCAGUUGGCGGAAGAAGCUGCUCCCACAGCUGUCAAGCGGCAUCCCGGGCGAAAUGGCCCGCGGGCAGUCGGCGAGGGCAUGCCCAUCCGCCCGCCUCCUCCCUUCAGCGCGAGCCGGCCGGCUCCCGCCACAUCCCAAGCACCCUCGGCAGCCGCAGAGGCUCAGCGGCCCGGGGACAAGCCGAUGCCUUUGAUGCCGAAGGCAUACAGCGAGGCCUUCUUUGGGGCUCGUGAAUCCUACUUUGCUGUCUCCUGGCAGAUGGUGCCCAUGACCCGGUUUGAGGGCCCUGGACCAGUCCGAGCAAACUCGGAUGGUAUCGUGCCGUUCCUCCGGAUGGUGCCGGACAGCACUGUGAUAGAGGAUGACGAAGUCUUCUUCGUCCCUAAGAGCUUCUCGGAGGUGCAGAUGCCAGCGUCACGCCUCUCGUUCCAGCAACCCGCUCCGUCGAACUCCGAUGGGCUGUUGGCCAACCGCGCAUUCAUGCGCGCAGUGGAUGCCGCCAGAGAGCACGCGGCACAGCAAAGGGCCGAGGAGGCCGCGCGCCUGCCGGGAGGUGUCAAGAAGCAAGGGCAGGUCUGCCUGGCGACCAUGAACAAGGAGAAGAUGUACGAAGGCAAGAUUGUCAAGGCCUUCAAAUUGGGUCUUCUGUUGGAUAUCAAUGCGGACGUCUUGGGCUUGCUUCGCUGGAAGCACGUCCGGGGCGUGCCGAGGAAACUCCUCAAGGAGGGCGGCCACCUGGCUAACCUUCGAGUGGACAAGGUCGGAGAUGCGAGAUUGACCUUGCGCCUGGAGUGUGCCGAAGUUGCAAGAUACUGUAUGUCCGGCUCAGCAGGUCUGUUCAAGCACUUCGUUGGGUCUCGGGCUGGGAUGCUCGCUUAUCGAGGCAUUGGCCAUGAAGGUCAGACUUUCGAGGAGGAGGACUACCCGGAUGUAGUCGCCCGCGUCUACGAGUGGGCAAUCGAGCCAAAGAUGCUCCAGUUGGCGGAAGAGGCUGCUCCGACAGUUGUCAAGCGGCAUCCCGGGCGAAAUGGCCCGCGGGCAGUCGGCGACGGCGAGGGCAUGCCCAUCCGCCCGCCUCCUCCCUUCAGCGCGAGCCGGUUUCUCCGUCCCGGCAAGUGCGGGCCGCGCCAGUAG
This is a messenger RNA of Symbiodinium sp. CCMP2592, 2001 nucleotides long. NCBI's taxonomy places the organism in Eukaryota, Dinophyceae, Suessiales, Symbiodiniaceae. The record is from the annotation of a GenBank genome assembly.